Molecule: messenger RNA, 3592 nt
Organism: Dermacentor andersoni
Lineage: Eukaryota; Metazoa; Arthropoda; Arachnida; Ixodida; Ixodidae
Gene: LeuRS-m
Product: Leucyl-tRNA synthetase, mitochondrial
Biological process (GO): leucyl-tRNA aminoacylation; mitochondrial translation
Cellular component (GO): mitochondrion
Molecular function (GO): aminoacyl-tRNA deacylase activity; ATP binding; leucine-tRNA ligase activity
Source: RefSeq, a predicted model, not a curated record
CCGUCCAUGUGUGACCUGUGUUGUCUUUGCAUGUGAGCAAAAGCACCAGUCAAGCCAAGUCAGUUUAACACGGUCCGCAAACGGGCCGCAUGUUCUCUUGCAGCGUGAUCUCUUGUGUUAAAUGCUUCCAACUGUGACAUCAUAGUAUGCAUACAAUUGUACGCGCCCUUGUAAAGAAUCGUAAAAAGCGAAACUUUAGACAUAUAUUUAGCCUUACAUCAGUAUGGAAUCCAAAGAUAAAUGCAGAAACAAGGAUCAAAGUUGAAGAAUUCUGGAAGGACAAGAUUAAUCGCACCCCACCCGAACAUGUGGAUCCGGACAAAAAAAUGUAUGUUCUGUCUAUGUUCCCAUACCCCUCUGGACAGCUGCACCUUGGACAUGUUCGUGUAUACACCAUCAGCGACACAUACGCCCGCUUAUACACCAUGCAUGGAAAACAGGUCAUCCAUCCUAUGGGCUGGGACAGUUUUGGCUUGCCAGCAGAAAAUGCAGCUGUGGAAAGGAAUGAGAAUCCCAGAGUAUGGACAGAAAGGAAUAUUCAGUCAAUGAAAAAACAGCUCAAGGAUCUAAACUUCAACUUUGACUGGAGUAAGGAGCUGUCAACAUGUGAUCCAAAAUACUACAAGUGGACCCAGUACCUCUUCCUCAAGCUUUAUGAGAAAGGAUUGGUUUACUGUAGAAAUGCGGUUGUCCACUGGGACCCUGUGGACCAGACAGUGCUGGCAGAUGAGCAGGUAGAUGCUGAAGGCCGCUCUUGGCGUUCGGGUGCCAAAGUGGAAAAGAAAAACCUCCGGCAGUGGUUCAUUCGCACUACCUAUCUUUCCAAGGACCUUCUCUUGGGUCUUCGUGACUCUGAACGUAACAAUUGGGAUGAGGUGGGUCCCCUUCAGCGUGGCUGGAUUGGAGAUUGCACAGGAUUUUCAUUUGAAUGGAGUGUCAUCGACAACAGUGGGAACCCUCAUUCAGACCUUUUGCGUGUGUGGACUGAGGAGCCUGAGUUCUUGGGUGCAGUGACAUUUGUGGCCCUCUCACCAGACCACAGCAUGGCAUUGUCCAUUGAAAAUUGCUCUAGCAGUGCUACAGGAAAGGCGAAAUAUUAUGCACUCAACCCCAUCUCGGGAAAGAAAAUUCCAGUGCUGGUGUCCAACAAUUUUGAGUUUCCUCGGGCUACUAAUUGCCAUUUGGGAACUCCCAGUCUGAGCAAAGAGGACCUCACAUUUGCCAUUCAACAUGAUAUUGAAGUGAUCAAGGUUGUUGAUGAUGAUGACCCAACACAUCUGAUCAACUCAGGCACGCUGACAGGCCUGUCUGCCAAGGCUGCACGAUUGCAAGUGUGCCAGCAGGCACAGCAACAGGGCCGGGGCGGCUACCCUUGCAGUAGUCACCUCAAGGAUUGGCUUAUCUCAAGGCAACGCUACUGGGGUACGCCCAUCCCCAUCAUACACUGCACAGCUUGUGGGGUUGUUCCCGUACCAUAUGAGCAACUUCCAGUUGAGUUACCUGCUUUGGACAAAGUGACCAAAGAAGGUGUUUCACCAUUGUGUGGUGCCCAUGAUUGGCUCAGCACACCAUGUCCCAGGUGUCAUGGACCAGCAACACGUGAAACAGACACCAUGGACACAUUUGUGGACAGUUCCUGGUAUUACCUGCGCUUUCUUGACCCAAAAAAUGAGCAGAACAUUGUUGAUCCAGCCAUGUCACGUGAACGGAUGCCUGUUGACCUCUACAUUGGUGGCCUUGAGCAUGCUGUGAUGCAUCUGUAUUAUGCUCGCUUCAUCAACCACUUCUGUCAUAGCCUGGGCUUGACGGAAGCCAAAGAGCCAUUUGUCAGGAUGCUCGUGCAUGGAAUGGUGGUGAACGAAACUUUCAAGCUUUCCAGCACUGGCCGAUACCUGCCUCGUGAUAUGGUAGCUCAGAAGGGGACCAAGCUGUACCACAAGGAAACUGGAGAGCCAGUUCUUAUGGACUGGGAAAAAAUGAGCAAGUCGAAGCACAAUGGUGUUAAGCCAGAGGAUAUAGUGUCAGAACAUGGCAUAGACACUACUAGAUUGUUCAUCCUCUGUGCCUACUCCCCAACAUCACGCUACAAAUGGCCCAGUCCUGCAUUUCGUGGAAUUGUCAGCUGGCAGGAGCGUCUGUGGCUGACUGUGCAUGAUUUCCGGAAUAGUGUGCAUCGAUCACUGGAGGAGGCACAGUCAAGUCCAGAAUUUGCAGACCGAGAAGCAUACUACUACGAGGGCAGAAAUCACCAUGUAAAAAAUGUGACGUUCAUGUACAAUGUAACGCGGCAACUCAACCUAGUCAUCAAGGACCUCCAGAUAUAUACAAAACAUUUGCGGCAUAACAACACGUACAGACCUACCCAGCUAUGCUUGCAAAUGUGACUGGCAGCCUUUGGGAACAGCCAUGACGUAUGUACAAAUGUUGGCACAGCGCUGUGUCACCAGUUGCCGCUUAUUGUGGAUGCGCUGUGCGAAGUGAACAGUAGUUGAUAUCUAAUUGCUAUAUUGCCACAAGUGAACUAAAAGAGCAGUUUCCUUCAUCGUAACCACUUAUUUUUAAGUUCAGGUCCAUCAGUUGCAGGUGCACGAAUUUGACGGGGCCGGGAUUAACCCAACCUUCGCUAAAUGGGGUCAACAUUGGCUCAUACUUCAUGUGCACAGCUUGAGAGGACUGAAGCUUGGGCAUUUCAACUUCGAAGGCAUGUUUCGACUCAAGGCACUGUGGCUAUCGCAUUGUCAGUUCGAUGGCCGAUCGCGCGGGGUUCAGUCGAGCGGUCAUGGUCGGCAGGCUGAUUUUGUCGUUGUCGUCAACAAGAAAGCCUGUUGCACUACAACAACUUGCACCCAUCGGUUGCAUUGUUGUCGGCCUAUUAGAAUAAGAAUGGUCUCAGCAACACACUGUGCUGAAUAGUUGAUGUCAGCUUCUUGUCAGUCUCGUAUUGACCCAGUGUUACUGCACGUUAAACAAGUACCUGGAGUUAGACAGGUGCUGCCACCACCAGCAAGAGAGGGCUGACGCUGCAAGAAGACUGUCGGCAAUGUGAUGUUCUUGAAGUGUUGCCCAAGUGUAGUGCAGGGGUUUAUCGAUAAAUUUGCUAGCCAUCAAUGCAAGGCGCCAAUUACGUGGUUCAUGGUGCAGUCUGGACGAAGCCCUGGCCGCUUUCUGUUUUAAAGUGGAGUUGCAGUCAACACGUUUUCGGCAUUUUCGGUGCAUUUUUCUUUUACCUAGGGAGUUUCCCCUGAUAGCAGGCCGCGCAGCCGCGCGCACGUCCCUUACAAAACGUUUUGCGACUAAUCCACUAGGGCAAGGCACACGUGCCAUCACACCAUGAAAAAGGCAUAUUGGCAACUGGCCGCUUGCAUACUAAUACUCUGUCUUCACUAGUCUGUGGCCUGUCAAACACGCACACAUAAAAUAAGGCUUGCUUAGUGUUGGUAAUCAGCAUAGUUGACAUUGCAAAGCAGUGAUAACUUGUGCAUUUGCUUUCGUAUUUUCACUACCUGUGGCGAGUUAACUAUUUACUCUUUUUGCAUAAAGCACUCUUUCAUAAACGUACUUUGUAGCAUGACGUCAUGAGCUUGAUUUAGCU